AUGACAGACUCUAACACACAUUAUAUUAAGACAAACUUGUCUCAUAAUGCAGUAAUAGAUUCUUCUGAUGAUAGGUCAGUACAGGCUCGAACAGUAGCAUAUACAGAUAAUGAUCCCACCACCGAAUUCUUUUACCGUCCGAGGACUUUGACGGUACUAACCGUUAUGUUGAUCGGGUUAGUGUACGUCGCAAUGUUUCCUGAAGCUGACGAUACGGCGACAAAUAUUAAGUUUGGAACUUGGGCGGGAGUCUUUUCAUUCCUUCUUUUUGCGAUGCUACAAUUCCGAGAUGGACCAUUUAUUCGGCCACAUCCUGCAUUCUGGCGCGUAGUAUUAGGUCUUGGCGUACUAUAUCAAAUGUUCCUUGUAUUUCUUUUAUUUCAGAAUAAACGCGAUGCAAGAUAUAUUUUUUCAUGCAUUGACCCAUCUUUAGGAGUUCCUCUACCAGAACGUUCGUAUGCUGAAAAUUGUGAGUUAACCUAUGAGAAUGUUAAGGAUCAACUCGAUAUAUUUGUUAUAUAUCAUAUUGUUGGAUGGUAUGCAAAAGCAGUGGUUCUUCGAGAUUAUUGGUUUUGUUGGAUUUUAUCAGUAAUGUUUGAAGUAAUGGAAUAUUCAUUACAACAUCAAUUAAAUAAUUUUGCUGAAUGCUGGUGGGAUCACUGGAUUCUUGAUGUCUUGAUAUGCAAUUGGGCCGGUCUUUAUUUUGGCAUGAAAACUUGUGAAUAUUUUGAGAUGAAGGCUUAUUCAUGGAGAGGAAUAAAAGAAAUUAGUUCUCUAAAGGGAAAAGUAAAACGCACAGUUCAACAAUUUACACCACAUGAUUGGACUAAAUUUGAAUGGGGAACGACAAAAAGUUUUAAAAAUUAUAUCGCAGUUAUCGGACUUUUGUUCGCGUUUCUGCAAGCAGAAUUAAAUUCUUUUUAUUUGAAAUAUCUGUUAUGGAUACCACCAGAUAAUCCAAUCAAUUCAUAUCGCGCGCUUUUACUUUUCAUGUGUUCUAUUCCUGCUACACGUGAAGCGUAUCAAUACCUCACAGACAAGAAUUGCAAAAGAUUUGGUCCACAAGCCUGGUUAACAAUGGCAAAUAUAAUGACUGAAUCUAUAAUAUGUUUUAAAUUUGGUCAAGGAGAAUUUCCAAACCCUGUACCCACAAACGUAGUAAUAUUUUGGACAAUAUUAAUUAGUUUGCUGAUUGGAUAUGCUAUAUGGCAAUUUGGAAUACCAUUUUUGAAGGAACGAAUGGAAAUAUCUAUAAAGGAACAAAAUGGAACAUCGGCUAGAGGAAUUAGAGGAGGUAGAGGAAUCAGACGUCGUGGUGUCGGUAUGCGAGGUGGCGCCCCAGAUCUCGGGCGCAGCUUUACUAACGAAUUACGUGCAACUUUACAAAGGAAUCUCGCUGACGAAAGCCCUAAGGGUCUUGAAUUUGAAGAUCCAGUAGGACCGACUGACAACGAACAUUUGACUCUCUAUGCGUUAGUUGGUUACAAAGCAGCUCUCAAAGAUUCUGCUUUCUAUAUAUCAGCGCCACCACCGCCCUCUGAAAUACAAAGAUAUUCGGAUCAAUUCAAAAAGAAAAAAACACCACAUUCUCUGCGAGAUAUUAAAACAGACGUAGCUUUCUUCCCUGAAGAACUUCACUGUGUCAAAGAUGAAUCGCUAACAUCGACAACUAGUGCAGAAAAUGAAUUCGAAAAAUAUACUGAUAUGGAUCAAUUCCUUCAAGAAGAGGAUGAACUGGCAGAUGCAACUGAUUAUGUAGAGAAUUAUUUUGAUAAUGGUGAAGGAGAUGAUUUAGAUGAUGACGGAGGUGGUGGUGGUGAAGCUUAUUUCGAUUGA
Molecule: messenger RNA, 1836 nt
Organism: Dentiscutata erythropus
Lineage: Eukaryota; Fungi; Glomeromycota; Glomeromycetes; Diversisporales; Gigasporaceae
Source: the annotation of a GenBank genome assembly